Molecule: messenger RNA, 2357 nt
Organism: Esox lucius (northern pike)
Lineage: Eukaryota; Metazoa; Chordata; Actinopteri; Esociformes; Esocidae
Gene: blzf1
Product: basic leucine zipper nuclear factor 1
Exons: 7
Coding region: 171-1496 (441 amino acids)
Biological process (GO): Golgi organization; Golgi to plasma membrane protein transport
Cellular component (GO): Golgi membrane
Source: RefSeq, a predicted model, not a curated record
AUUCUGCCACUGUACGAAUCAGUUGUGCCAACAGCGUCCGGUGACAAACAAGAUGGCGACGCGUAUUUAAAGGGGAUCUUUCUUCGGGAGAGACACCAUCCGCCACCCUGGAAGUCAUACACCGCCCCCUCCCGCUGUCUUUCGACUGGACUGUUGUGAAAACCUCCGCCAUGUCUUCAGCUGCAGUAACCGACCGAGGUUCUGCCCGGCCAAUCCGAGGCCCCGGCGAUGGCAUGGAGACAGACGUGCCCCCAGUCGCCAAGGAGAUAGCCGCCUUGGAUAUGCCACUGGCCGCUGUGUCUCUGUUGAAAGUGGCCAGUCCUGUACUCAGUGACAAGACGGCCCUCCCUGCCCCAGCCAGCACACAGCACAGCCCCCACUCCACCCCCCAGGAGAGCCCCAGGGCCAGUCCCAAGGGCACUACGCCCUCAGUCUCCCAGCCCCCCGGGGUGCUACACCUGGGCAAGGUUUCCCGGGAGGCCUGUGUGGAGGUGGAGGCGGUCCGAAUUGUGGUUCCCCGUGCCGCUAUCAGCCGGAGGGGGGGCCGUGUGGGGCCAGCUGAGGGGAAGGGAGAAGCCGGAGCGGGGCAGCAAAUGGAGGAGCGGCCCCCUUCCCCCUCCCCUCCUCUGGAGGACCUCCGGGGAGCUUUGGAGAAGCUGCACAACUCGGAGAGAAGACUUCUGCAGGACAAGGAGGGGCUGCUCAACCAGCUGCGUGUCCAGACUGAGGUGAACCGUGAGCUGAAGAAGCUCCUGGUGGCCUCGGUGGGCGACGACCUGCAGUAUCACUUUGAGCGUCUGGCCAGGGAGAAGAACCAGCUGAUCCUGGAGAAUGAAGCUCUGGGACGCAGCCUGGCUUCCACAGCAGAGCAGCUGGAACGCAUGUCCAUACAGUGUGACGUCUGGAGGAGCAAGUUCCUGGCUUCUAGGGUGAUGGCGGAGGAGCUGACUAAUUCCAGGGUCUCCCUCCAGCGACAGACCAGAGAGGCCCAGAGCGCCAUCACCGACCUGCUGAGUGAGAGAGAGGAAUUCUCCAGAGAUAUGAGGCUCACACACCGGUCUCUGGAACAGUUGUUGGUCUCUCUUCAGUGGGGUCGUCAGCAGACCUACUACCCCAGCGCCCAGCCCCUCAGUACAGGGGAGCUGGCCGCAGCCAAUCACAAGCUGGCAGACGCUAUCAACUCCCACCUGCUGGGCAAUGUGAGGCCAGCAGGGGGCAGUGGGGGCCCUGGUGUGCGGAAGGAAAGCCAGGCCUCAGAGCUCCUCAACACAUCACACACACCUGCUGAGAAGAUGGCGGAGAAGGUGCUAAAAAUCCUGGACCCUAUUUCCUGUUUGGAUGAGGACGAAACAUCGUCCCUACCCACCUCUGACUCCUCCCCCUCUGCCUUCCUGACCAAUAAGAAGAGCAUCGGCCGGUUUCACCCUUACACCCGCUACGAGAACAUCACCUACAACUGCUGUGAGCGUUGCCGUGGCGACAUCCUGGUGCUAUAGGACCUGUUCCCACGGUCUGGAGAGUCCCAACCGUCAGGAAUUCAGGGAUGGGGUUUUUACUGCUGGGACCUUUGGCUUUCUCAAAGCUCAUUGGAGGUCAAAUCAGAGGGACGUCAGCCUUUCUUCUCCGAUGGGUUUUGAGUUGAGAAGACUGUAAUUAUGAAAACAGUGUUAUAGGAGCAGAGAAAGUGAAUCUCAAAAGGUCCCUUUCCCAUUGGCCAUUAGUUUCUUGUUCACCCGCUCAUCCGCCAUUUGCACUCCAAGCAAAUUGGGAAGGGUUAGGGGCUGGACAUUCACAAAAUUCUACUGAAGAGACACUGCUACGGAAUACGGCUUCAUUCCGUUACAAUUUUAAUUUGCAGUAAAUGUGCUAUUUAUGAAAAACGAAUCGAAUGUAUUUUAAACAGGAUGUUCUUACUUUUGAACCGUGUUUGUGAUUUGAGUUUUAUAUUUAUUUAAUUUCUGGAGUAUUGUAGACAGGAGCCAAAAUACAAUUUCAGAGUAUUUUCUGUUUAUAUUCAAAGGGUUUCUUUUUGGCCCUCCAGGACCAGAGUUAAUACCCCUGAUGUUUAGGAUCUCUGUGAUUUGCACUGGUAUGAAGAUAUUUAGGGUUAGAUCAUUUGACCUUGUUUGAGAUUUGACCAGAAAUCACAUGAGGUGUUUUCUUCAAGGCUCUCUCUCUUCCCAACGAUGUGACUGAAAACAUCAGUUUUGUUGAAUGGUUGUCAGUUUUGAAAAAUGUCUCUUUGUAAAUAUUUUUCUAAAUUCCAUGUCAGGGACUAAUAUUAAAAAUGUGUUAAACCUCUUUUUUGUAUUCCUGGUGAACUGCUGGUAUUACAUUAGAAUAAAGGGUGUAAUGCU